AUUUGCUAGCUGCGCGAGUGGAGGACGCUAUGGCUGGCGUGGGCCGGGUGUUUUGCUCCUUAUGGAGAAAAUGUGGGGUGCACGAGUUUCGGGUGCCUUGUGCUUCUUAUCAUAAGAAGGUAGUUGAUCAUUAUGAAAAUCCAAGAAAUGUUGGAUCCCUUGACAAGAACGCAAAGAAUGUUGGGACUGGGUUGGUGGGAGCACCAGCAUGUGGUGAUGUCAUGAAACUACAGAUUGAAGUGGACAACAAUGGAAAGAUUAUUGAAGCCAAGUUCAAAACGUUUGGUUGUGGGUCUGCCAUUGCCUCCAGUUCUCUUGCCACAGAAUGGGUUAAGGGAAAAACGGUUGAUGAAGCUAUGACUAUCAAGAAUACAGACAUAGCCAAAGAACUCUGCCUUCCACCAGUGAAGCUGCACUGUUCCAUGCUGGCUGAAGAUGCCAUCAGAGCAGCCCUGGCAGAUUACAGACUGAAGCAGGAUAAAGACGAAGCUGCAGCAAGUGGCUAGCUGAGCAGAGUGUGAGCUCUACUAUAAUGGCAACAUUUAGUCACUUUAUGCUGUUCUUUUGGGUAUUAAAGCAUGUCUUUACCAUUUGAAUGGCAGACUUCUGAUACGCACAAUUAUUUAGCAGCUUGUCAAACUGUGUGAAUCUCCUCCUAAUAAUGUGAUUAUUUUCAAUUUGCAAGCUGAGUAUACUUAGAGUGUAUAAACAAAACUAUUUUGUUCUUUAUUCCCUAAUGUCCAAGACCUCCACCUAUCCUCUGUUCACAUGUAAUUUCUGGUUUAAACACAUGGCACUACAUUACAGUGCCAGGUUUGUCAUACCUUCCACGUAAAGUAAUAUAGAAAUUUCAUCUAGUCAUCUAGUUUUUGUUUAAGUAUUAUUGGGAAAUGCCACAACGCACAUCUUCAGAUGCACAACGAUUGUGAGGAUGUGUGGUUUUUCCCCGUCUGUUUCCAGCACCCUUAUGUUUGAGUUCUUGAUAAGUCUUGUACGGUUUUGUAUAUAAAUGGCUAUGCAUUCAUAAUACAAUAUAAAACCCAUGCUGAAUUACAAGAAUCAAACAAACGUUGCCACUGUGUUCUGAUCCAAUUUGUGUGGCUCUUACUGAACUGAAAUGCAAUUGUUCUCAGAAAGGUUCAUUUUUGAAAAUUAAAUGUCUGACUGGAAGCCCCUGAUCCCCUCCUUCUGUUACCAAGACUGGGUUUGCUAAGCCAUAUCCUGCCAGAGAAAAGUACAUUGAGUUAAUUACAUUGGGCCUUUAAUAGGGAGUGGCAUGUUCCAGGUAUCAUACCAGCAGCCCUGAAAAUUCCCCAUUUUGAGUACUCAGAAUGAUACUGGUAGAAUCGAAAGCAGGGAUUAUAUGAUGCUUCUUAGUUUUGUAUGCAGUGCAUUUGACCAGCUGCCUUUUGCUUUUGUAUAUAUUUGGUAAAAGAUAAUAAAAAAA
Molecule: messenger RNA, 1447 nt
Organism: Xenopus tropicalis (tropical clawed frog)
Lineage: Eukaryota; Metazoa; Chordata; Amphibia; Anura; Pipidae
Gene: iscu
Product: iron-sulfur cluster assembly enzyme
Exons: 5
Coding region: 30-506 (158 amino acids)
Biological process (GO): iron-sulfur cluster assembly; [4Fe-4S] cluster assembly
Cellular component (GO): mitochondrial [2Fe-2S] assembly complex
Molecular function (GO): iron-sulfur cluster binding; iron ion binding
Source: RefSeq, marked provisional